Messenger RNA from Entamoeba invadens IP1, 2175 nucleotides. RefSeq lists its product as hypothetical. The transcript has a single exon. Lineage: Eukaryota; Evosea; Mastigamoebida; Endamoebidae. Bases 1 to 2175 code for a protein of 724 amino acids. The record is from RefSeq and is a predicted model, not a curated record.
AUGAGUGAGAAAAAUGAUGAGAACCCCACACACACAAGCGAGUGCGAGGAAUCGUAUAGUUCUGAAGCAACGGAGAGUUACUCCACAAGUUCUUCCGAAGACUCCAUUGAGGAGGGUAAAGCGAACUCAUAUUUAAUUGCUUCGGACACAUUCGACGAAUCAAAUUAUAGUGAUAAAGAACUGAUUGAUAUUUACAGAUCUGCAUACAAUUAUAUCUUAGAAGACUUUUACAACAAGUUUGGGGCAAUGAAGAAAAUGAUGUUAAACAUGACCGAGGAAAAUGAAGACUUAAAACAAGACAAAGAGAAGUUGGUGAAAUUCUGUGUGAGUUCCAAAGAGAUUAUAGAAGAGAUGAAACAACGUGACGACCACCUUACAAAGCAAUAUGCUGAGGUGUUAAAUAGCUAUGAAGAAGAACAAAAGAGUCAUAACAAAACAAUUGAAGAACUUCAAGACAUCAAAAGAGGUGAAAUCUUUGGUGCCAAAUGCGCUCAAGUCGAAGCAUCUCUGCGACUUUUUGUUGAAAACGGAAAGGUCAAAAACAUUGAAGUCUUCAACUCCGCCAAUUCGCUACACGACGACAACUUACUCAAGAUUUCUCUUUUGGAAACAAAGCUCGAACAGUCAAACCAGAAAUUGUCACAAGCCGAAGAAGAGACACAAAAGGUGAUGAAAGAGAAAGAACUUGAAGUCGUGAAGUGUAAACAAAAGAACGUCGAACAGCUCAAUGAAAAACAAAAGGAAAUCGAAGACCUCAAAAAGCGAAUUGAAAACUUUUUACAACCAAAAAGUCCAAGUCUAAGCACUUCAAGUGAAUCAACAAACUCAACAGACUUCUCGAAGCUUGAAAAGGAUCUUUUGACUCAAAACUUCUCAAAGCCUCAAGUCUUAGAAAAAAUACGGAAAAUCAAAUUCCAAAAAAUCGAACAAAACGUCGACAAGAAAUUAUCGCGCAUCACUCUCCCUCCAAAUAGUUUGUUAAAUAGAAACUCCACAAGAGUUUUGGUGAAAGCAGUUCAACCGGGUACAGUGGAAAAAACCGAACAACAUGAAAAGGCUGAAAAGGUGAAGAAAAGUGAACCCAAAAUGACUGAAACGAAAGAAGAAGUCCCGUCCCAGCAAACACAUUCACACUCCUUUUCUAUUACACAGAAACUUGAACACACAUUGAGUGAAAAUCCAAAAGAAAGCAAAUUGGCUUUAAAACUGACUUUAAAUAAAGAUAUUGUUCAGGUGGUGCAAAUAGCAAAAACGAUAUUUUGUGUCUGUAAAGGAAAGAGUAAGAAGUGUAGUUUAAUUUCCAUAUCAGAAAAGUUGGAACAAAAAGUCAUUGAAACUUCGAAGAAAAUUGAACUCACAGAAGACACAAGAAAUUUGGUGUAUUAUACUGAUGGGAAAAUUAAGUGGUAUUCCCCUUCAAAAAGCGCAUUACUAUCAAAGCUUUCACUCCCCAAAUUCCAUCGGUUUGUCAAAAGUUCAGUGAAUGGCGAUGUUCUAGUCGAAACGACAGACAACUCCCUUUUCUCAGUGAAAGAUCACACACUCACAAAACUUGGACAAUCAAAGACUCCGAUUGGAGAGAAUCCAAUAGUUGUGCAGAAUUCGAUAUUCUCAGUCAAAAAUUCGACAUUAGUCCGCACUGACUUAAAAGACGGAACAGACUUUGUAACGAAAUACAUUGGGGGUUCAAACAUCGAAGUUAACAACACACUGAUAUACAUCACGCAGCCAAUGGUCAAUGUCAUUCAAAUUUUAGACUUCUCACUUGCAGUGGUGAAGACUGUGAUUGUGCGCUAUGGGGCUAAUCAAAUCAGUCGAGUUGGAGACUCUGUUGUCUUUUGUGGUCGUAAUCGUCUUGGUUUAAUAGACAAGUCUCAUUCAAUGAUUGAAGACGUUCGUCUCGAAAUUGGUAAAAUCGAUGGUAUUAGUAUCGGUGCAGACUUCUCUACUAUGCAAACGUCGUGUUUAAUGUUCGCACACAAUGAGUUGUUCUCUUACAACCUUCCUGUUCCUCUUCAUUCUUUAGUCAAGAGUGAAGAGCUUGGAGAAUGUGAAAUAUGCAAAAAUGGAGUGAUGGAGGUGGAGUGUUCUUGCUGUCACAAGAAGUACCACAAAGCAUGCUACGACGGCUCCUUAUGUGAGACAGAGGGCUGUUCUGCGUCUCUUCACAACUAA